AAGUUGAUGAGACUAUUGCAAAAGGUUAUCCGUUAUCUACUGCCCAUCAUCAGCAAUGACUUCAGGCAAUGAACGAGCCGAGGAGGUAUUUCGGAGGAUGCUGAUGCGGGAGGUAGAGGACACAGGGACGGACCUCCCAAACCGCCCUGACACCGCAGAGUCGACACUGGACCUGCUUCGACACAGUUUGGAGGCCGAGCGAGGGCUAGGAGUCAGCGCUCCACACGUGUUUGUCAUCAUGGGAGCGUCGGGUGAUUUAGCCAAGAAGAAAAUCUAUCCUGCCAUCUGGUGGCUUUUCCGAGAUAAGCUGCUACCAGAAAACACAAGCAUUGUUGGCUAUGCGCGGUCAAAACUCGAGGUCAGCGACAUCCGAGAGAAAUGCGACAAAUUCAUGAAGGUGCGCUCUGAAGACCGGGAGCGGUACGAGCAGUUCUGGUCUGUCAAUCAGUACGUAUCGGGCGCGUACGACGACCCUGCGGCGUUCGAUGCGCUCAGUGAGGCCAUCUCGGCGCUGGAAACAGAAGCCACCGGAAAUCGUCUGUUCUACCUGGCGCUCCCGCCGUCCGUGUUUGGUGACGUCACCUGCGGCAUAGCGCGCCACUGUAUGGCCACAAACCCCGGCUGGAGCCGUAUCAUUGUGGAGAAGCCAUUCGGACGCGACGCGGCCAGCUCGGCCCAACUGUCUGCCCACCUCUCGUCUCUGUUUACCGAGUCACAGAUCUACCGGAUCGACCAUUACCUGGGCAAGGAGAUGGUGCAGAACCUGAUGACCCUGAGAUUUGGUAACGUGCUAUUCGAGCCCACGUGGACCCGGAACCACCUGGCCUGCGUCACUAUCACGUUCAAGGAGCCUUUCGGAACCAAGGGACGUGGCGGCUAUUUCGACCAGUUCGGAAUCAUCAGGGAUGUGAUGCAGAACCACCUGCUGCAGAUCCUCUGUCUCGUUGCGAUGGAGAAGCCGUGCUCAACGGCCGCCUCCGAUAUCCGCGACGAAAAGGUCAAAGUGCUCAAGUGCACCCGCCAGCUCGGUCUGGAGGACGUCGUUCUUGGUCAGUACGUGGGUGACCCUCACGGUGACGGCGACGCCAGACAAGGGUACCUGGACGACACGACCGUGCCCAAGGACUCUGUGACGCCUACAUUCGCGGCAGCAGUCCUGCGAAUCGACAACGAACGCUGGGAGGGGGUGCCGUUCAUCCUCCGCUGCGGAAAAGCGCUGAACGAGCGGAAGGCCGAGGUUCGCCUGCAGUACCGCGACGUGGCCGGCGACAUAUUCCGCGGGCAGGUGCACCGGAACGAGCUGGUCAUCCGGCUGCAGCCCGGCGAGGCCGUCUACGUCAAAAUGAUGACCAAGCGGCCCGGCAUGACGUUCGACAUGGAGGAGACCGAGCUGGACCUCACCUACUCUGCACGCUAUAAGGAUCUGAAGCUGCCGGACGCGUACGAGCGCCUACUCUUGGAUGUGUUCUGCGGCGCUCAGAUGCAUUUUGUGCGCUCUGACGAGCUGGAGCACGCCUGGAGGAUAUUUACACCCCUGCUGCACGUCAUAGAUGAACAGAAACCCAAACCAGUGCCGUAUAGGUAUGGUUCCCGCGGACCAGCAGAGGCCGAUGAACUGAGCCGGGGACUCGGAUUCCGCUACACGGGAAGCUACUCGUGGAAAGGCGACGACGCACACCUAUAGUCCACACAGCCGGUAAACAUGGACGCUGCAGCCUGUAGUUUUGACACCCAGUGGGGAUACCCCACGGUUUGCAGGACUUACGUGCCUCUGUUAUUGAGGCAGACACACGAUUAAAGGUAGUGUGCCACCUUUGAAAGAUUUCCCAUUUUAUUUUUCCUAGGAUAAGAAGCUUCUGUUUUUACCUAAUAUCGCAAAAAAAAAUCAAAAAUGGGCCUG
Amphibalanus amphitrite is the source of this 1900-nucleotide messenger RNA. RefSeq names its product glucose-6-phosphate 1-dehydrogenase-like. The record is from RefSeq and is a predicted model, not a curated record. The coding region runs from base 56 to 1684 and encodes 542 amino acids. NCBI's taxonomy places the organism in Eukaryota, Metazoa, Arthropoda, Thecostraca, Balanomorpha, Balanidae. Gene Ontology annotation, molecular function: NADP binding; glucose-6-phosphate dehydrogenase activity. The transcript has 13 exons. Gene Ontology annotation, biological process: glucose metabolic process; pentose-phosphate shunt, oxidative branch. Gene Ontology annotation, cellular component: cytosol.